AUGGCCGAACAUACCCAUUCGCGGGGUGGUCCCACUCCCCAGGACUAUUAUGAUGGAUUUACCCGUGAUCGAAGUUCGCUCAAGGACCGGUUUAAGAACAUCGACGAGCAAGUCCAUUUUGACAAUUCCGUCCAGCAGCUCAGUGACCCACAUACGAAGAAUUUUGUACUGGACUUUGGAAACGACGAUGCAUUCUGCGCAAUGAAUUUGGAAACAGAGGAUUUGAAAUUAUUGUUGAAAAAGCCGCGAGCGAAAUGCUUUGGCACGAGGUGGAUUAACAUCUGGGCCCCUGAAAAGCAGAAAGAAACCGUCAAGGCAAUAACAACACAAUACGGCGUCUCAGAACGACUACAAGGCCUAAUGUGCACUGAGCCAGUCCUCCCCCGCCCUCAAGCCAAAGAACGGCAAUCUCGUUCUCGCGAUCUUGACCAGUCCCAAGCGUUCUCGCGUGAUGAUCUUGAAACUGCAAUGCGUGCCAAGGAGGAUCUAGAAAGCGUUGAGAUGGCGAGUGCCCGCUCCGCGGCCAAUCCUGGGAAACUUACUUUUGCUCAGAUCACGGAUCAGAUCUGGCAUUUCUCGUCGACGGAUUAUGGGCCUCGAUAUACGUGCAUUGGCUAUAAUACUCUAUUUGCAACGUCCGAUACUAGUAUUCCUCGAGAGGAAAUGAAUAAUGGUCAAGACCUUCCAGAGGGUCGACGGCUCUGGACCUGGCUGGUUCUGUGUGAUGAUGGAACCGUGAUCUCAAUGCAGGAGAAUCUAUUCCCCCGACAGGAUGCAGAGUUCCAACACAACCAAUUAAAGAUACUCAGGAUUGCACGCAGAAAUAUCAAAUCCAUCUUCGAGGGUGUUUCCCGGCUUCACCAGAGCAAGACCGAGAACGACUCGCUGGUCACCAUCCGAGUACGCCAUUUCAACGAUGUGGGUCCGGACCAGGCGAAUAUCAAACAAGAUGAUGGACCGAGUCUCCUCUUCUAUUAUCUCUUUGACGACUGGAUGUCAAGCUUCGGUUUAGUCGCAAAGCGAGAGCACAAAUACAGCAUGCUCUUGGAAGAAUUGCGGGGCUCAAUGCUCGAUAAGCCAGUAGUGGAUUUGGUGAACGAGUUGCACUGGUUAGGUCGCCGGCUCGGCGUGUUGAAGCGACUGUACCAGAGCUACGAGCUCAUCAUGCAGCGCGUGCUGCAGCGGCAGCGACUCCUGCGCGACGAAGCCCGGGGCACCCAACAACGACCAAUACCCUUUGGAGCCACUUUUGAGGAAGUCGAGUUUGCGGAAAGGCGACAGGAGAGUCUGAUGAGCAGUUCUAGCCUUCCAUUCACAAAUGACAAGCCCGUCGGGGUACUGUUGAGUUCGGCCGCGGUGGCUCGGUUCGAGCGGUUGGCGGAUCGCAUCAAUUUGUACUGCUUGAGUGAGAUCGAGACGUGCCUCGGCGAGAAGGAGUCAUUGACAUUCUUGGACUCCCAAGCCGUUGAAAAGUUGACACGAAUCACGAUCUUGUUGGCCAAGGCUACCAUUAUGUUCCUUCCGGUCAGUUUGAUGACUGCCUAUUUCUCGACGGAAUUGAAGGGUGUCAAGGGGGGGAUUCACGCAGGCGCAGUACUGGGUGGCCUUUGCGGUGAUUCUAUUUGUGUCGGUGCUUGUGUUGACAGUGUUUGGGAAGGCGAGCGAUACGGUGGAAGGGAAGACGAUCUAUCAGUCAUUGGUUAA
Penicillium waksmanii is the source of this 1704-nucleotide messenger RNA. RefSeq lists its product as uncharacterized. The record is from RefSeq and is a predicted model, not a curated record. Bases 1 to 1704 code for a protein of 567 amino acids. Gene Ontology annotation, molecular function: cobalt ion binding; magnesium ion binding; cobalt ion transmembrane transporter activity. The transcript has 8 exons. NCBI's taxonomy places the organism in Eukaryota, Fungi, Ascomycota, Eurotiomycetes, Eurotiales, Aspergillaceae.